GCUCCAGGAAGCCGGAGAGGGCGCGGCGGCCGGGAUGGCGCGGCUCGGGCCGCGCGGCUAGACGGCGCCAGAGGAGCCGCUGGCCCGCGCCCUCCGCUCUGCCGACUCUGUGCGGGGCCGGCAGCGACCGCGCCGCGGGGCGCCUCCUUCGCUGACGCCGGACACCUGGACCUUCGUGAGCGAGAUGCCCAACCCCAAAAACAGCAAAGGCGGCCGCAAAAACAAGCGUGCCAACAGCAGCGGAGACGAGCAGGAAAAUGGAGCCGGGGCCCUGGCUGCGGCGGGAGCGGCGGGCGCGGCGGCCGGGGGGGCCCUGGCGGCGGUGGCUGGCUGCGGGGCGGCGGCGGCGGGCGCGGCGGGCACCGGGGGCACGGCGGGCAACGGAGGUGCAGGGACCGGAGCCGCGAACGCCGCGGCCGCCACUGGGGCUGCUGCCGCGGGAGACGCCAAGAACGAAGCCCCAUGUGCCACGCCCUUGCUCUGCAGCUUCGGGAGACCAGUGGACCUGGAGAAGGAUGACUAUCAGAAGGUGGUGUGCAACAAUGAGCACUGCCCUUACAGCACCUGGAUGCACCUGCGGUGCUUCUAUGAGUGGAUCCUGGCACAAUUCAACUGCACUGGCCGGGCUCACAGCUGGAAUGAGAAGCAGUGCSGUCAGAACAUGUGGACCAAGAAGAGCUAUGACCUGGCCUUCCGAUUCUGCUCCUGUCACUGUGGUCAGGGCCACUUAAAGAAGGACACAGACUGGUACCAGGUGAAGCGGAUGCAGGACGAGAAAAAGAAGAAGUCUGGGUCAGAGAAGAACACAGGGAGGCCUCCAGGGGAGGCUGGGGAGGACAAAAAAUGCAGGCCCCCAAAUAAGUCUCAGAAAGGCCUGAACCAUGAUCUCCCCCGACGACAUUCCAUGGACCGGCAGAACUCCCAGGAAAAGGUCGUCAGUGCCACAGCCUAUGGUGCCCGUUCCCCUUGUGGCUCCCCUGGCCAGUCCCCACCUACUGGCUAMUCUAUCCUUUCCCCUGCCCACUUCAGUGGUCCCCGCUCCUCCAGAUACCUUGGGGAAUUCUUAAAGAAUGCCAUCCAUCUUGAGCYUCACAAAAAGGCCAUGGCUGGGGGCCAUGUUUUCAGAAAUGCCCACUUCGAUUAUGCUCCAACUGGGUUAUCUGUUCACAGGGGGGGAYACUUUGAUACCCCUGUACAGUUCCUACGGCGGCUGGACCUCUCUGAGCUCCUCACUCACAUCCCCAGGCAUAAGCUGAACACUUUUCAUGUAAGGAUGGAAGAUGAUGCUCAAGUGGGCCAGGGCGAGGAUCUACGGAAGUUCAUUCUUGCAGCCCUCAGUGCCAGCCACAGAAAUGUUGUAAACUGUGCUCUGUGCCACCGGGCACUCCCUGUCUUCGAACAGUUCCCUCUGGUGGAUGGAACUCUGUUCUUAAGCCCCUCAAGACAUGAUGAGAUCGAAUAUGAUGUUCCUUGCCACCUUCAAGGGAGACUCAUGCAUCUGUACGCAGUAUGUGUGGACUGCCUGGAAGGGGUUCACAAGAUCAUCUGCAUCAAGUGUAAGUCACGGUGGGAUGGCAGCUGGCACCAGCUGGGCACCAUGUACACCUACGACAUCCUGGCUGCUUCUCCCUGCUGUCAGGCCCGCCUGAACUGCAAGCACUGUGGGAAGCCAGUGAUCGACGUGCGGAUUGGCAUGCAGUACUUCUCUGAGUACAGCAACGUCCAGCAGUGUCCACACUGUGGGAACCUGGACUACCAUUUCGUGAAGCCAUUCUCCUCCUUCAAAGUUCUCGAAGCUUAUUGAUGAAAGCUUUGCUUUAGUAAUAGCUAUUUUAUUGAUAUUAUUACUUUAUUACAUAUCUUUUUUAGGGAAACAUUCUGUGACAUUAAUUUCUUUUCUAAUUUAAAGCAGAGUUACUUUGUAUGUGUGCCACUAAAAUGGGGACUGCCCUUUUCCCUGUCUUGAUUCCCAAAUGUUAGUCUUUGGUCAGGACCAGAUAGAUGAUCGAGUGAGUUUGGGUAGGGGUUUACUCUCACUAAGAGUCUGAUGCAGCUUUAAGGUUGUGGGGAGGAUGGCAUGGAUUUAGGAAGGGGAUUAUGUGGCUAUAAACGAAAAGCCUGAUAGGAGUUUGGAGGGAGCUCUUACUAAAAUGUUAACUAUAAAGACCCGCUUUUAGAUCCUCAGUGGACCUUGGGGAAACAUGUGACAAGUGAAUGUAAGUCUGAGCCUGGAGAGCAAAUAGUGUAUUAGGCUUUUGCAGCUUAGUAUUCUGCAGCACAUAUUGACAUGCAAUUUACUCUGACAGAUGAUUUGAAAGUGGACAUGAGUGCUGUUUCUUUCACUGUUGUAAUUUAACAGUCAGUUUUCUUACUGAAAAUAAUACCCAAAUUAUAAGAUAUCACAGUUGUUGGUGUUGCAAAUAUUUUUAGGUAAGCUGACCUGUAACAGAGACUUGUGAAAUGAAUUUGGAAAUGAUGUACACUGAAUCAAAAGGGCAGAAAGGCAAAACUUUGAUCAACUUCUAAGUCAAGAWUCAAAUGACAAACUAGCUCUUAAGGAUAAUCCUUACAUAACGUGACUUGGAAAGUAAUAGUUUAUAUAGGUUGCACUGUUGAAAGUGCUGUUUGGUACAUCCUUUUUGCAGGAAAUCUCUCAGUCACAGAACCUAAUGGGUAAGCUUCAGAACCAGUUUUUACAAACUUACUUCCUCAUAAUACCUCAUAGCCACACUUAGCACAUUUAAAAUUGAGUUUCCAAAAUUGAAUAGUUGAUCUAAGGAGGGAAAGAAAAAAAUUGAGAGAAUGAUGAAGAUAAUAAUUUUGAUACUUCUUGUUAAGGUGGGUUUCAUUUUGGAGAAUCACUAUAGUACAUAAUGAUAUAUCUCAAGAUCUCUAGGAUACUUUAUUUCUGCCCCGCCCCCAAAAAAUCACAUACAGAACUUUGGGCAUUCCAAAAUACAACCUUUUGUUCAUUAUAUCUUGGUGAUUUAAUACACUGAUACGCCAUGCCCUGGUAGAA
Molecule: messenger RNA, 3019 nt
Organism: Urocitellus parryii (Arctic ground squirrel)
Lineage: Eukaryota; Metazoa; Chordata; Mammalia; Rodentia; Sciuridae
Gene: Heca
Product: hdc homolog, cell cycle regulator
Source: RefSeq, a predicted model, not a curated record